AUUUUCCAAGACGACUGCCAAGCCCAUAGUUCUACUGUUGUGCGACCAUGACAGAAUGACAAGACUCGUGCCACGAAGACAUGCUAUGGAGCCAGCGAACUCCAAACUUCACGAGCUGCAGAAAGCAGCGCUUUCCAUCCUGGAGGGGGAGCUGAAGUGGAAGCCGUGGCUCAUCCCCGAAUAUGAGUGCGUCUUCAAAGGGACUAGUCUAGUUCUCGGGGUGGUCUGCUGUCUCUGCCAAGUGGAGGUGACACAAAAUCAGAAUGGCUGCAUAUGUAAUGCCACACAGGUUGAAACAUACCCUGCCUAUUGUGUCUGAUGUCCCACCUGCCAAAAGAGAAAAAAGUGAGGACUCCCCAGCAGGUGUUUCACAGAUUGUAUCUGCACAUAAAGAUGAGCGUUUCCCCUUAAAGAAGCUGGCUGGUGCCACAUUGAGGAAAGCAGGGCUUGAGGACACCGUUUACAAAGAUAAUUUUCUUGUGGUGAACGGCUGGGGGAAAUUUUACCUUGCAAAGGCUGUAACCAUGAAGGUUAUUGGUGUGGUCGAGGACAUCUCAUGCCCGUGUGAGCAGCUCCUUCUGAUGACCUGUGAGGACCAACAGGUAUAUGUCUAUGAUGAAGAGGAGCUGCAUCUGGUGGCUUUAAGCAUCAAGCAGCUACUUCAUGAGGGAAUGGAGUAUCCAGCCUCCACGACCUAUUACAGGGGAGAGGCCUUUAAAGACAUGUCCAAUGAGAAUCGGGCAGACACGAGCAUGAGCGAUUUUGGGAAGAGGUUGGAUGAAGAGUAUAAGAAGCUGGUGGCAGAAAGGAAAUCCAGCAUCCUGGAGAAUCUGAAACACAGCAGAAAGCAGAUAAUUCAAUGUUGCUGAUGUAGCUUCAGUUAUUUAUUUUUUUAGAAGGCUUUAUCCCACUUCUAUUACAAGUGCUUCUUGUACGGGAUAGAGAUUUGGUCAAUUUCUUUUAGUGUAGAACCAGCUGAAGACAUUUCUCUACAAACAAGCUUCAAAUUAAUUUUUUCCUUUGUUUUGUAUUAUUUUAUUUAUAUUUCUGGUUUUAUUGUGAAGCACUUUGUGAUUUAUUUUGAUAUUGUGAUAUUUUACUUACUUACUAGAUGGGUUGCUGUUAUGAACGUCCCAAGUUGUUUUUAAUGGAUAAUGAUGUUAACUUUGCUUAUAGCUGUUCUGCUAAUUUAUUCUGAAAAACAUCUUUUAGUUCUGUACGCUAGCCUACAGAUGACAAAUGAGGUUUUGCAGAUAAUACAAUGAUUUGAAUACUGAAAAAUCCAAGUCACUAAUGUUGUUGACAGGAAUGUUGUAAUUGGAUUAAUAAGAAAUGACAUAAGUCACCAUCUACCAGUUUUUGCAACAGUACAGAGCAAUGCCAGGAUUAACAGAUUUGAACCUAAUAAGAAAUGAAUUAAACAUAAAACACGAGGCAAUUUGCUGCCUUAAGGAAGAGUCCAACAACCAAGACUGGAGUAAUAUGUUCAAGAUGUUGACGAGGCAAAUGAAAAUUUAUCUAUAAUAUUUACUCUUUACAAUAAACACUGUUCACUGGUGAAUAAAACAAAGAAAACUCAAAAAACCCAUCACUAACAAUGGGGAUACUUAAUGCAUAGAACGCAAGAAAAAGAAUCUGUUGCAUAAGAAAUUUUUAAAGAAAAGAACAAUAGAAGCUGAACAAACUUGUAAGAGGUAUAAGAAUAAAUUGAUAAAAUUAUGAGAAGCAGCAAAAGAAACUACUACAGUAAACUUUUAGAUGAAAAUAAAUAACAUGAAAAACAUAUGGACAGUACUAAAUAAUAUUGUAAAUAAAGGAACUAAAGGACUGGAAUAUUCAAAAAAACUUUCAAAUACAAAAUACAAUGAUCAGUGACAUAAAACAAAUUGCAAAUGGUUUCAAUGACUUUUUUUUCUUGAUGUUGGUCCUGGCUUGGCUAAAGAAAUUGUAAAAACUGGACACCCUCCUAAAAAUCUUAAUGUAGCAAACUGAAUGUUUAUGGAGGGAGCAGAUGAAGAGGAAAUUAUUGAUGUAGUUGCAUCCUUUAACUCCAAGAAAUCAACUGACUGUGAUGGCAUUGAUAUGGUUUUAAUGAAGGCUAUUAUUGGAUGUAUUGUGAAACCAUUUACCUACAUUUGUAAUCUUUCAUUACAAAAUGGUUUAUUUCCUGAUAAGAUGAAAAUUUCAAUUCCAUUAUAUAAAGCUGGAGACAAACAUCUUCUCACAAAUUUAUCGGCCCAUUUCUUUACUACAGCAGUUCUCUAAGAUACUGGAAAAAAUAUUUUACAAUAGAUUAUAUGACUUUAUCACAAAAAACAAUGUACUAUAUGAACAGCAGUAUGGAUUUUGACCCAAAAGAACCACAAGGCAUGCCUUAAUGGAGUUUAUCGAUACAGUAACAACUGUUAUUGAAAACAAAGACUAUUCUGUCGGAGUUUUUUAGAUUUAAAAAAAAAAAAGCAUUUGAUACAGUCGAUCACAACCUUUUACUUAACAAACUAUGUACAUAUGGGGCCAGAGGGGUGGCAUUACUGAGAUAUGUGCUAUUUCAAAGUCUUUGAAAAUAAUAUUAUUUGCAGAUGAUACAAACUUACUGUGCUGUGGAAGUAACUUGGAACAAUUUCUGAAUGAACUAGAAAAGGAAUUAAUCUGAAGACUUGGUUUGACUAUAAUAAAUUAACAUUGAACCUGAGUAAAACAAAAUUCAUAAUAUUUGGGAAUUGCACAUAUUCUACCAAUAGUAAACUGACAAUAAAUAACAUUGAAUUAGACAGAGUAUCUGAAAUAAAAUUCCUUGGUGUGAUAAUACAUCACAAUCCUGGAUUCCCCACAUUACUUAUAUCAAAGGCAAAAUAUCAAACUCUCUAGCAAUUCUUUACAAGGUUAAGGAUCUCAUUAAUUAAACAUAACAUAUUGUGUGGAAAUGUGGGGAGAAACAUAUAAAACACACACGCACAAGAGCAAUAAGGACAAUGAAUAAAACCACUUCAAGAGAACCAUCAACCAUCAAAUCCACUUUUUAUCAAAUUAAAUAUUCUCAAAUUUAAGGAUUUGGUUGACCUCAGAACUGCACAAACAAUGUACAAAGCAGCAAAUAAAUCUUUGCCCCACAACAUUCAGAACUUGUUCCAAAUAAGACCAAAUACUUAUGACCUUAUGUUCAGCCAGUAGUAAGGACUAAUGUAAAAUAUCACAGCAUUACAGUCACAGGAGUUGGUGUGUGGAACACCUGUACAGAUGAAAUUAAGAAAAGUACAUCAAAAUAAAAAUACACACUAUUUUUUAAAAAUAAUUAAUUGCAUGAAUUAAAGGAAAUCUUCCUCUCAGUGACUGAGUUGUCUCAUUGUGUUCUGUUGAAGCCUUGUCCCCAUUUUUAUAAAUCAAGGGAAGAGUAACCCAAGCUUAAAGUGUUAAGGUGCUUGUCACAUAGAUAUAAAAUAAGAUCAGAGAUUAAGCGGGUGUUAACCACAGGGUGCUUAGUUUUUGUAAAAAUGUUGUUUGUUGUUGUUUUGGUUUACGAGCUGAAAUUGUUUUAUGUGUGUAUGUUUAUGUGUUGUUUAUGAGUGUAGACUUGUAUAUAGUUAAACAUGUAUGGAUCAAAUAAUGUCGAAUUCUGAAUAUGAAUAUUCAGAAUUCUGAAUAUUUGUAAGCAAUGAAAUUUGAAAUAAGGGGGUAGGAACAGGAAAAGUGUAAACUUCAUCCUACUCCUUUUCGAGCAUAAACAUUGUGUAGACAGAGAUAUUCAUGAAAACUUAAUAUUUUUAAGUUAAGUUUUUUUUCUCAGAUCCAAGCUAUUAUUUUAGACUUUUCUUGUCAGAUGUGUUUUGUGACUAUAAUACAACAGAUAAAUAAGAAAUAAAACAAAGUGAUUGCUGUACUCAU
Molecule: messenger RNA, 3882 nt
Organism: Oreochromis niloticus (Nile tilapia)
Lineage: Eukaryota; Metazoa; Chordata; Actinopteri; Cichliformes; Cichlidae
Exons: 6
Coding region: 264-869 (201 amino acids)
Source: RefSeq, a predicted model, not a curated record